AUGAGACACUACAUACGCAUGAAAGCUCAGAGGCCUGCGCGGAUUCCUUGGAUUGGCGCUGGAGCUCCCUGGCGGCGCCUCCGGCGCCGCCACUGGCGCGCUCCGCGCGCCAGGGAGGGGUGUCCAGCGCCGAUCCGAGAAAUUCGCACGGAUCUCCGAGUUUUUAUGUUUCUGUCAUUGUUUGUUCCCCUGUGUGCGGCGCAGCCUGGGCCCCAGGCUGCCCCACCGCGCCUCUCGCCGCUGCCAGGCUCCUACGCCGCGGGCAACCCCGCCACCUACAGCGCGCUGCCGGGCACCAUGAGGCUGCCGCAGGACUACGGGCACGCCUAG
This is a messenger RNA of Prorocentrum cordatum, 330 nucleotides long. NCBI's taxonomy places the organism in Eukaryota, Dinophyceae, Prorocentrales, Prorocentraceae. The record is from the annotation of a GenBank genome assembly.